ACAAGAGUCACAUAUAUUGAGUUGACAUUCGAGUCUAAUUGAGUCACAGUAACAAACUUAGGCCAGAAAAUUUUUGAGGGAAGAAAGAGUGAGUGAAAUGGAAAAGAGAAGGGUAAAUUAGUGAUAAAAAAGUGAGGUUCAAAGCAAAAGACCGGAGAGAAGAAGAGACUUUGAAGGCUUUAAACAUUUGGAAAAUGCUUGCUUGUGUUUUACUGUAUGUAUUAGUAACAUGUAAUGUGGUGUAAGGCAUCUAAACUCACUACCUACCACUGAUAACUCCAUCCCUUCUUCUCUUCUCUUUUAUUAUUCCCCUCAACUCUAAACCCAUUUCAAUGUCCAUCUACUUCUCUCAGGCUCAGCCUCUUCCUGGCUUUGCCUUUGUCUUUUCAUUUUCUAGGAGCCUCAUUUCUUGUACCACAUAGCUUCACUCAAGCUUAGGUUCACCUACACAUUUCCCCAGAAAACAAAUCAUCUUCUUUUAGCUAUUUAAUUGCUUCUUUUUUUUUUUUUUGACUAGUUAGUGCAUUUUGGUUUCUUCAAUUGGCUGCUGUUGCAUCUGGGAACUGGCCACAUUUGGGCUUCCUAAAUUGGCUUGUUAGUCUCAGAUCUGAGCUUGUUUAUUUGGGUUUUUUCUGUAUGAGGAGUGGAUGUACCCAAUUCAAAGAUCUGAACUUUACUGCUGGAAGGUUUUGAAUAUCUGAAAGAAAUUAAGAAAAAACAGACAUGGCAACUGAUCUCAAUGCAGAAUUGUCCAAGAAGACUGCCAUUUUUGGUCUUAAGGUCUGGGAGGUUAUUGGGAUUGUUGUUGCAUUAUUUAUCAUAAUCAUCCUGUCUCUGCUAUCAUUUUGUUUAACUUCCCGGAAGAAAUCAAGAGCUAGAAAUAAGCUUCCCCUUACCCAAAUCCCAUCUGUUUCUAAGGAAAUAAAGGAAGUCAGGGUGGAGCAAUUGUCAACCAAUGAUUUUGUUCCUCGUGAUGGUAUUCUUCUUACCAUUCAUGAUAAAUCGAGUGACAAAGAGUCAGAUAAGGUUCUGGUUCAUCUGGGGAUGGGAAAAUCCAAGAGUGGAGACAAUAGUACUCAGUCCGGUUCAUUUCCCCAUUUAGAAAAAGAUGGUGCAGGGUCUCAGUCAGGAGAAGAAGGGAGUUCUGGCACAGUAACUGUUUAUAAACCCUCUUCUUCAUAUCCCAUCACUGCUCCUUCUCCUCUAGUUGGCCUGCCUGAAUUCUCUCACUUGGGUUGGGGUCACUGGUUUACACUGAGGGAUCUUGAACUUGCCACAAACCGGUUUUCAAAGGAAAAUGUUCUUGGAGAGGGUGGAUAUGGCGUUGUUUAUCGGGGCCAUUUGAUCAAUGGGACGCCAGUGGCAGUUAAGAAGAUCCUCAACAACUUGGGCCAAGCAGAGAAAGAAUUUAGAGUGGAAGUAGAAGCUAUUGGGCAUGUGCGCCACAAAAAUUUGGUUCGUCUUUUAGGCUACUGUAUUGAAGGAACACACAGGAUGUUGGUUUAUGAGUAUGUCAACAAUGGAAACUUGGAACAAUGGCUUCAUGGAGCUAUGCGUCAGCAUGGAUAUCUUACUUGGGAGGCUCGCAUUAAAAUUCUUCUUGGCACAGCUAAGGCUCUUGCCUACUUGCAUGAGGCCAUUGAACCAAAGGUGGUGCACCGAGACAUUAAGUCCAGCAAUAUAUUGAUUGAUGAUGACUUCAAUGCCAAGGUUUCCGAUUUUGGUCUGGCCAAGUUGCUGGGUGCUGGGAAAAGUCAUGUUACAACCCGAGUUAUGGGAACAUUUGGAUAUGUGGCUCCUGAAUAUGCAAAUACUGGCCUUCUGAAUGAAAAGAGCGAUGUCUAUAGCUUUGGGGUUGUACUAUUGGAAGCAAUCACUGGUAGAGAUCCUGUGGAUUAUGGUCGUCCUGCCCAUGAGGUAAAUCUGGUUGAAUGGCUGAAAAUGAUGGUUGGAAGCCGGAGGUCAGAGGAAGUGGUAGACCCAAAUAUUGAGGUUAGACCGUCAACAAGAGCUCUGAAGCGUGCCCUUCUUACUGCUUUGAGAUGUGUUGAUCCGGAUUCUGAAAAAAGACCCAAGAUGGGCCAAGUUGUGCGAAUGCUUGAGUCUGAGGAGUAUCCUAUACCAAGAGAGGAUCGAAGGCACCGUAGGACUCAUGGGAAUAGCUUGGAAGUAGAUUCACAAAGGGAUAAUUCUGACACUGAUUGGAGUGAUUAUCCAGCCUCCAGAUCAGAGAGCAAGCGGACACAAUCCUAACCUAAAAUGCAAACAGGCUGGGGACGGAGGGUGGGAUUCUUAAAAUUUUUUUCCGUGUUAAAAGUUGUUGGGGUUUUCUCCAUAUUAGUUGUCGAUAAGUAGGGAAUGGUGGUAAAGAGUGGGGAAAGGGAAGGUGAUCCCAUAUUCUUUUGCCUUUUAUUAUUGUUGAUGUUGUUGUUUCGCCUUUUGUUUUAAAAUUGAACAUAAUUUGUAGUUGGAAGAGAUGAUUUGUUUGUGUAUGAAAUUGGCGUUGUGAAGAGGCCAAGAUGAUUGUUAAAGCUUAAAGGGUGAGUCAACUCCAGAAUGUUCAAGUAUUGUUAUUCAAAGCUAGCAAUAGUCAAGGUUUCCGAGUAAAUUUAAUUCACUAAUGAUGAUGCUGUCUUCAGUUGUCAUCAACAUGAACCAUAGAUAGACUAAAAGAAUAAUUUGCAGUUAUUUUUUAUGUAGUCUACGACUACAAGCCACCACGGAGCAAAUCAUGUUGGUUAUAAUCGCAUAUGCAGCUGCAGGCUUCAAUCCUCAUCAUCAUUAAUUAAACAAACCGGCACCAUCAUAUACUAUACCAUAAACAACUGCUUGCCUUGCCAACCAAGUUCAAUUUAUCCCUCUCGAUACUUUUGAAAAUGAGCCAUCUAAAUUAUAUAUUCAACCCUAAGAAUCUUGUCACCCAAGUCAUGUUUCUUAUUGGACUAGCUUUCCUUUUUGUAAAAAUAAAUGUCUGCAACAUAACGCACGUGACCCGUAUUUUCGUCACACAUAUAUUAUUAACAAUAAUUAAUUUCAAUAUGUUGCCCAAUUCUUUGCUUCUAAUAAAGCUCAUUUUUCAGUAUAUAU
Molecule: messenger RNA, 3087 nt
Organism: Durio zibethinus
Lineage: Eukaryota; Viridiplantae; Streptophyta; Magnoliopsida; Malvales; Malvaceae
Product: putative receptor-like protein kinase At5g18500
Biological process (GO): protein phosphorylation
Molecular function (GO): ATP binding; protein kinase activity
Source: RefSeq, a predicted model, not a curated record